Clonostachys rhizophaga is the source of this 417-nucleotide messenger RNA. The record is from the annotation of a GenBank genome assembly. Lineage: Eukaryota; Fungi; Ascomycota; Sordariomycetes; Hypocreales; Bionectriaceae.
AUGUCAUCGCCCCGAUUCUCAUCACUUCCUGGCCCUGCCGGCGCCAUGUUCAGCGACAACGGCAUCGCACACGCAGUUGUUCUCCCCUCCAACUCCAAGAUCGUCAUCACAUCCGGCGAGCCUGGCCUGGAUCUCGAUACCGGCAAGGUCGUGACUUCAUCUGUCGAGGCUCAAUUCCGCGCCGCGUUCAACACCGUGGAUGCUGCAUUAAAGAACGCUGGUGUGAAGAAAGGCGUCAAGGCAGUACACAAGUUUACCGUUUUGAUGAUUGACAUGAAGGAGGAAGAUAUUUUGAUGAAGAUUUGGCAGGAGGUGGCCCCAGGCCAGCAGGCAGUUUUCAUGGCAUUCGGCGUUAACCACCUGGGCUUGGAGGGAAUGCGUAUUGAACUCCGUGCCGAGGCUAUUCUCGAGGAGUAG